Messenger RNA from Pogona vitticeps (central bearded dragon), 3403 nucleotides. RefSeq lists its product as uncharacterized. The record is from RefSeq and is a predicted model, not a curated record. Gene Ontology annotation, biological process: regulation of transcription by RNA polymerase II. Lineage: Eukaryota; Metazoa; Chordata; Lepidosauria; Squamata; Agamidae. Gene Ontology annotation, molecular function: DNA-binding transcription factor activity, RNA polymerase II-specific; RNA polymerase II cis-regulatory region sequence-specific DNA binding. Gene Ontology annotation, cellular component: chromatin; transcription regulator complex; PcG protein complex.
GGGGGGGCGCGCGGGCAGGCGGUUUGCAUUUUGUAUGAACCUCCCGCUUCCUAGGGCUGUGCAGGAGGCACGCGAGGGGUGGGGGAGUGAUCUCGUUGCAAAGAUUUGUGUAGCCAAAGGUGGGCCCCGACCAUAACCUUCUCGGCCCACCACUGUUGAUUUUGGCUACCUGACCCAAAAACGACAAAGAGUCGGCACUGAGGCGGAAGCGAUCUGAGCAAGAAGGAAUGGCUUCGAGGGAGGAUGAGGAGGUGGCCGUCCCGUUGGGUUUCCGGGAAUACUUUCCCAUGGAACAAGCCAAUGAGAAAAUGGCGGAGCCGAGCCCCCCAAGUCCUCAACAUGUUUCGAGGGGAACGGGAAUGAGCAACAACAUAGACCUGGUUAAAGAUGAAGCUAUUACAGUAUGUAAACGAGAACCCACCAUGGAGAUGAUGGAAAUGGCUCCUUUGGAACCAGAACAGCCCCUGCUCCCGGACCCCCCACGCUGGGACGAUAUAUUUCUGACUUCUGUUGAAAAGGCAGUCAAUACUGAGCCAGGGAAAUGGAUGUCCCCGCUCAUCACAGGACUCAUAGAGGAAGGGCAGAGAUUUGAGGAAAGAGACGUGGGGGAUUUUGGGAAGGUGAAGGCGGCCAUCUUGCGGGUGGACGCGAUCAGCACUGAGGUCCAGCGGCAGCACUUCCGGCGUUUUCAGUACCGAGAAGCCGACGGGCCCCGUGAAGCCUGCAGCCGGCUUUGGUUCCUCUGCCACCGAUGGCUGAAACCAGAGAGACACUCCAAGGAGCAGAUCCUGGAGUUGUUGAUCCUGGAGCAGUUCCUGGCCAUCCUGCCCCAAGAGAUCCAGAGCUGGGUCAAAGAUGGCUGCCCGGAGACCUGCGCUCAGGCAGUGACGUUGGCAGAGGAUUUCCUCCUGAAGCAACAAGAAGCUGAGAGGCCAGCACAGCAGGUGCCAGGAUUGUUAGAAGAGACUGAAGGUUGCUCCCCAAAUGGGGACGAAGCUCCAUCAGACGGUGACCAGGGGCGGACGUCUCUCGAGGUCAAGCAGGAACGUCCUGUGAACAAUACCAGCUUAGGGGUUUUCCCUGUUCCCUCAGAUAAUCUUCACAAGAGUGAGAACGAUGUGGAGAGUCCGGAGCUGCAGAAAAGCGAUCACGAGGAAACGCAUGGGCCGUCGGGGGACGUUACUGGAGAUAUGUUUCCCCUCUUUUGUGGGCAAGGAGAUGCAUCUGAAAGUCAUCAGAAACUAGAGAAACCGCCAAAAAAGCCUCUGAGGAAAAGAGUCCAAAAAACUAUUCCAUUGAUGGGUGGCUAUGAAGAUCUCCCAAUGACUGCAACGGAAAAAACCCCCAGUGAUGGUGAGGUGCCCAUGAAAGUAUGUGAAGAAACCUUCAGUCCAGGUUCCGACGCGGCAGGAGAGAAAAUUCACAAGUGCCCCGUGUGCGGAAAGUGCUUCAGCCUUCGCUCACGGCUGAUCGUCCACGAGAGAACCCACACGGGGGAGAAACCCUACACGUGCUCCGAUUGCGGGAGAAGCUUCAGCGUGAGCUCGAGCCUCAUUGCUCAUCGGAGGACUCACACAGGAGAGAAGCCCUACAAAUGCACUCACUGUGCUAAAAGCUUCAGCGUGAAGUCAGGUUUGAUCGCUCACGAGCGAACCCAUACUGGAGAGAAGCCGUACAAAUGCUUGUACUGCAGUAAGAGCUUCCGUCGCAAUUCGGGACUGGUUAGUCACCAGAGAAUCCACACCGGGGACAAGCCGUACCAGUGCUCGGUGUGCGAGAAGAGCUUCAGCGAUAUCUCGAAUCUCAUAACGCAUCACCGGAUCCACACAGGGGAGAAGCCGUACAAGUGUUUGGAGUGUGGCAAAAGCUUCAGCCAGAGCUCGUAUCUCAACAGCCACCAGCGAAUCCAUACAGGAGAAAAGCCGUACGAAUGUUCGGAAUGUGGGAAAACCUUUAGUGUGAGCUCACGCCUUAGGAAGCACCAGAGGAGCCACACAGGGGAGAGACCGUUUGUAUGUCUGGACUGUGGCAAAACUUUCAGCGAAAGCUCGGAUCUCCUUGCCCACGAGAGAGCCCACACUGGGGAGAAGCCCUAUCGGUGUUCGUUCUGUGGGAAGAGCUUCUUGCGCAGCUCUGAGGUGGUGAGCCAUGAGAGAAUCCACACCGGUGAGAAACCGUAUCACUGUGGGGAGUGUGGGAAAAGCUUCAGCGUGAGCUCACGCCUUAGCGCCCACCGGAGAAUCCACACAGGAGAAAAGCCUUUUCAGUGUAUGGUGUGCGAGAGGAGCUUCAGUUACAAAUCACACCUCAUCACGCAUCAGAGGAUCCACACGGGGGAGAAACCCUUCCAGUGCUCCGUCUGUGGGAAGAGUUUCCGUGGCAGCUCCAGCCUCGUGGCUCACGAGAGGACACACACAGGGGAGAAGCCUUACCGAUGCUUAGACUGUGGAAAAAGCUUUACACAGAGCUCUAACCUCAUUAGCCAUCAGAGAAUCCACACAGAAGGUCAUUCCUGAAGAUUCAGUCUGACAAAACUCAGAAGAGACUAAGCAAUUCUCCUUACUUCCUGUUUUCUUAAUAGGACUCGGUUCUUUGUUAGUGGCUGCUCUUCCGUUCUCUGGAAGGACCAUUUUUGAGCACUUGUGCAAUAGCAAUUAAAUCUCUCUACCCCCCAACCCGCCCCAGAACAAGCCACCAACAUAAACCAGUUUUAAAACAAAUAGGGGUUUUAUCAUUCCCUCCAAACUGAAACGGGUGGAACUUAGUAACUGCGGAUCAAUUGCUCCACAGAGAUUGAUGAAUUGAGUACACAUCAAAAUGCAGAUGGAUAAAUUCGUUUCUUAAAUGCCUCACCUGGCUGUAGGCCAGACCUUUGGACGUUUUCCCUCCUUUUUUUUUCAGUCUGCAAGUAAGAGCGCCACCUCCAGGUUGAAACAGGACGGUUGAAAGUGCAAAAGAAGCCCUAAAAAUCAGCCAAGAGAGAUCUGAGCUUUCGAAUCUAAACCUGACCGCUUUGCCUUGUAUUUCUGGGUUACCUGCACAAUGAUAAGAAUUCGAAUGGUCGAAUCCCACUUUGAAAAGGGACCAGUUCUGUCCAGCGGGAAGCAAAGCACUCUUGCGAAAAAGUUGCAAGCAGAACUUAGAAUCUCUUGAGGGCCAUCAGCUUCCCAGCAGUGAGAUGCCAUAAAGCUGGAGACUGGGGUGGGGGGGAGGAAGGUGGAACCUGUAGUUUCAUUUCAUAACCUUAACUCUAGAAAUUCCAAUUUGUUGUCCCUGUCCCAAAUCUACAGCCUUGGGUUUUAAGAUAUUGUAUAUGUAUGGCUUAGGUUCCAAUGUGGAUGAUCCCUAGAGGGCCUGAAAGACAGUGGAAAGCAGAAAUACAUCUUUAGGUUCUUUUUUAAAA